UGGGGAGGUGAUCCGAGCAGCGGCUGCCCUAGAAGCCGCCGCCGCCACCACCACCACCACCGCCUCCGGAAAGGGAGAGGCAGGAGGGAGAGAGAGAGAGAGAGAGAGAGAAAGCGAGAGAGAGAGAAAGCGAGAGAGAGAGAGAGAGAGAAAGCUCGAGACUUGGAAAAGCCCAAAGUGCCCACGACCCUGCGCGGCGGGCGGGCAGCCAGCCUUCCAGCUUCAUGGGCAAAGUGUGGAAACAGCAGAUGUACCCUCAGUACGCCACCUACUACUACCCCCAGUAUCUCCAAGCUAAGCAGUCUCUGGUCCCAGCCCACCCCAUGGCCCCGCCCAGCCCCAGCACCACCAGCAGUAAUAACAACAGUAGCAGCAGUAGCAACUCAGGAUGGGAUCAACUAAGCAAAACGAACCUCUAUAUCCGAGGACUGCCUCCCAACACCACAGACCAGGACCUGGUGAAGCUCUGUCAACCAUAUGGAAAGAUCGUCUCCACAAAAGCAAUUUUGGAUAAGACAACAAAUAAAUGCAAAGGUUAUGGUUUUGUCGACUUCGACAGUCCUGCAGCAGCUCAGAAAGCUGUGUCUGCCCUGAAGGCUAGUGGGGUUCAAGCUCAAAUGGCAAAGCAACAGGAACAAGAUCCAACCAACCUGUAUAUUUCUAACUUGCCACUGUCAAUGGAUGAACAAGAACUUGAAAAUAUGCUCAAGCCAUUUGGGCAGGUUAUAUCUACAAGAAUACUACGUGAUUCCAGUGGUACAAGUCGUGGUGUUGGCUUUGCCAGGAUGGAAUCAACAGAAAAGUGCGAAGGUGUUAUUGGUCAUUUUAAUGGAAAAUUUAUUAAAACACCUCCUGGAGUAUCUGCUCCUACAGAGCCGUUAUUGUGUAAGUUUGCGGAUGGAGGACAGAAGAAAAGACAGAACCCAAAUAAAUAUAUCCCUAAUGGAAGACCAUGGCACAGAGAAGGAGAGGUGAGACUUGCUGGAAUGACACUUACAUAUGAUCCAACCACAGCUGCUAUACAGAAUGGAUUUUAUCCUUCACCAUACAGUAUUGCUACAAACAGAAUGAUCACUCAAACUUCUAUUACACCCUAUAUUGCAUCUCCUGUAUCUGCCUACCAGGUGGCAAAGGAAACCAGAGAAAACAAGUAUCGGGGCUCUACUAUCAAGGUGCAAAGCCCUUCCUGGAUGCAACCUCAACCAUAUAUUCUACAGCACCCUAGUGCUGUGUUAACUCCCUCAAUGGAGCAUACCAUGUCACUACAGCCUGCAUCUAUGAUCAGCCCUCUGGCCCAGCAGAUGAGUCAUCUGUCACUAGGCAGCACCGGAACAUACAUGCCUGCAACAUCAGCUAUGCAAGGAGCCUAUUUGCCACAGUACACACACAUGCAGACAACAGCAGUUCCCGUGGAGGAGGCAAGUGGUCAGCAACAGGUGGCUGUAGAGACGUCUAAUGACCAUUCUCCAUACACUUUUCAACCCAAUAAGUAACUGUGAGAUGUACCAGAAGGGUGUUCUUACAUGAAAGGUGUGAAGGCUGAACAAUCAUGGAUUUUUCUGAUCAAUUGUGCUUUAGGAAAUUAUUGACAGUUUUGCACAGGUUCUUGAAAACGUUAUUUAUAAUGAAAUCAACUAAAACUAUUUUUGCUAUAAGUUCUAUAAGGUGCAUAAAACCCUUAAAUUCAUCUAGUAGCUGUUCCCCUGAACAGGUUUAUUUUAGUAAAAAACAAAAAAAAAAGCAACAAAAAAAAAACAAAAAUGAAAGAUUUUUAUCAAAUGUUACAAUGCAAAAAAAGAAAAAAAAAGAAAAAAGGUAAAGAAAAAGAAAAAAAAGAAAAGAAAACUUCAAUUUUCUGGGUAUGCACAAAGACCAUGAAGACGUAUCCAAGUGCAUGACCGGAUUUUUGUGGUUUUGUUCAAUUUGUGUUUUAUUUGUGUUUAUUUCAGCUGUAUGAAACGGGCUUUUUCUGAAGUUUUAAUAGUCCGACUUCACCCAUGGUGUUCUGUGCUUGCGGUGCGAGUGUUGCUGUAAUUCAGUGUUGCCGUCAGUGUCUCUUUUCUUAGCUUUCCGUUUUUCUUUCAACGUAGUGUGAAGUGUCUUAUCUUUUUCUAUGAAUUCCAAUUUGCCUUAACUCUUUUGAUGCUGUAGCUGUUUCAGUAAAAGUUAGUUCAAACUAAUGAUGUAGAAUGCUUUGACCAAAUGAGCUGGUCUAUUAUGCCUUGUAAAACAGCAGCAUAGGGCUUUUAAAAGAUAGUCAAUAAAAGUUGCUGAAAUUUUGGCUUUUUUAAA
Suncus etruscus (white-toothed pygmy shrew) is the source of this 2292-nucleotide messenger RNA. RefSeq names its product RNA binding motif single stranded interacting protein 1 (gene RBMS1). Gene Ontology annotation, molecular function: poly(A) binding; mRNA 3'-UTR binding; poly(U) RNA binding. NCBI's taxonomy places the organism in Eukaryota, Metazoa, Chordata, Mammalia, Eulipotyphla, Soricidae. Gene Ontology annotation, cellular component: nucleus; ribonucleoprotein complex; cytosol. The transcript is spliced from 15 exons. The record is from RefSeq and is a predicted model, not a curated record. Bases 225 to 1493 code for a protein of 422 amino acids.